This is a messenger RNA of Monosiga brevicollis MX1, 822 nucleotides long. RefSeq lists its product as uncharacterized. The transcript has a single exon. Lineage: Eukaryota; Choanoflagellata; Craspedida; Salpingoecidae. The coding region runs from base 1 to 822 and encodes 273 amino acids. The record is from RefSeq and is a predicted model, not a curated record.
AUGGCGGAAGAUGACAACUUGCAACUUGAACUAGUCAAGGACGUUCUUGCCAACCAAGAACAACUACCAAUUACAAUUACAACCUUGGAAAUUGAAGAUGAUGAAGGACCUCAACAAGUUCUCAUCUCUGAAGGCUUUGGAGUGCUUGACAAAUAUUUCAAGGCUCUCAACUUCAAGUACACAUUACCAGAAGAGGCAGUGACUCAGUGGUCAUAUCUGAGUGAUUCACAGAAGAAGGUUUUCUUCACUUUGAACAAGGAAGGCAAGCAUCAAAUGGUUUGCUGGCUCAAUGCCACAUUUAGCAAAGAUGAAAUGACCACGCGUGCCAAGCUCAAUGCCAUCAAUACCUUUUGCAACGCGAAGCAACAUCAAGAAGGCAUGCUAUUUGUUCAAGAGAAGCGCGCCAAAGUAUACUACUUUGAAGGUACUGGUAAGCGUCUUGGAGCCUUGACAAAUGCUGCAAAUGAACUCACCAAAAUGCAAGUCAACUUGACUCAUUUGUUUGAGAACCAACAUGCAAAAUGCUUGACUCUCAACUGGUUCAUGUCGGCCUUGACAUUUAUCAAGCAACAUGACUCUCUGCACUUUGCACAGUCAAUGGCUCAACUGAGCCAUGAAAUCGCUCAAGUUGUUGGACCUGAACAAGAUUCAGGUGUUGCUUUGAAAAAGCUUUGCAGUGAAGUUUCUGCAAUUGCUCGUGGUAUUGAAGAGACCAUUGACCCUUACUUGAAGUACAUUGAAAUGUACCGUGAGUAUCAUCAACUUCUUGAAGAAAUCGACAUUGCUUGGAAGAAGUGUGGUUCUCCUUAUAAGUCUUCCUAA